AUGCUGAAAGCACUGGUGGUGAGAAGGGACAUGCAGACGGACCUUGGCACCAAGCGUUUUACUGCGCUGGGAGUGGCGUUUUGCCCACAUGGCCCAUGCCGCCACCAAAAUGUCGUGUGGGUUGGGUGGAAGGAGAAGUAA
Messenger RNA from Phytophthora infestans T30-4, 141 nucleotides. RefSeq lists its product as uncharacterized. The record is from RefSeq and is a predicted model, not a curated record. Bases 1 to 141 code for a protein of 46 amino acids. NCBI's taxonomy places the organism in Eukaryota, Oomycota, Peronosporomycetes, Peronosporales, Peronosporaceae. The transcript has 2 exons.